GAAUACAGAUAUAAGAAGCUUGCAUAUAUGUGCUUGCUUUUGUGAUCUCUGUUUCUUUAUUGGUGCUGCAAUGGAGGAAACAGAGGGAACCCCAAGUAAGCACAAAGCUUUGAGCAACGAAUAUGCCCGCCAAUCUGCUCAUAUCAUAGGCAAUGAUUCAUGGCAACAAGUUGGGUUGAUGCUGACAACAAGCUUCAAUUGUGGGUACAUAUUGAGCUUUUCAAAUCUUCAAUUGAAGCCUUUGGGUUGGGCAUGGGGUAUCACAUGCCUGCUGAUUUUUGGGCUCUAUACUUUAUAUGCCAACUGGCUUAUUGCUGCUUUUCACGUCAUCAAUGGCCAAAGGUUCAUUAGAUACAGAGAUCUCAUGGGCUAUACAUGCGGGAGAAAAAUGAAUUACAUCACAUUUUUCCUCCAAUACUUGGUCAUUCUUCUUACAAACAUGGGUUUCAUUCUCCUUGGGGGAAAAGCGCUCAAGGCGAUAAACGCAGAGUUCAGCGACUCUCCUUGGAGGCUCCAAUACUUCAUCAUUCUCACCGGAGUAGCCUUCUUCAUUUUUGCAUUUUGCGUUCCUACAAUGUCUGAUAUGGGAAUUUGGCUCAUCCCCUCUACAAUUGUCACCUUUGUUUAUGUAAUCAUACUAUUGGUGGUACUAAUUGGCGAUGGGAAAGCUAACACAAACCGUGAUUAUCAUGUCAGCGGAAGCAAAGAAGACAGGGUGUUCAAAGCCCUUAAUGCAAUUUCAGCAAUUGUUGUCUGCAGUAGUUCAGGCUUAGUACCAGAAAUACAGUCAACUCUUCGGAAGCCUGUAGUGGCAAAUAUGAGGAAGGCUCUGUACAUGCAGUUUACUGUGGGGCUCCUCUUUUACUAUGGAGUUACCAUAGCAGGAUAUUGGGCAUUUGGCUCAAAAGUAUCUGAAUACCUCCCGAAUCAGCUAAGUGGUCCUAGAUGGAUCAAGGUCUUCAUAAACGCUGCCGUUUUUGUACAAUCCAUAGUCUCCCAACAUACAUUUGUUAUACCAAUUCAUGAGGCCCUUGAUACCAAGUUCCUCCACCUUGAUAAGAGCAUUAACUCAGCAGAAAAUCUCAAGAGGAGAUUUUGCAUUCGAGCCCUCCUCUUCGCUGGAAAUACACUUGUGACAGCAGCUAUUCCUUUCAUGGGGGACUUUGUAAACUUGUUUGGCGCAUUAGCACUCAUUCCUCUAACGCUCGUGUUCCCAAGCUUGAUUUUCAUUAAUGUCAAGGGAAAGACAGCUAGACCACAUCAGAACUUAUGGCAUUGGUUCAACAUUAUUACUUUUUCUCUCAUUGCGUUGGCUGCCACAAUUUCUGCAGUAAGAUUGAUAGUCUACAAUGUUGAGAAAUAUAGUUUAUUUUCAAAUUCAUGAACCAUCAAUAUGUAAUGACAGUCGAGUUUACAGAUUUCACCUGCCAAAAGGUACAUAUAUACUUUCUGCAACAUAGUACACAGCAUAAGUAGAGUGAUCGCUGCAAGUUCAUUAUUCCAAGAAAAAAAAGAGGGGGGCGGGUAAAAAGUGUGUGUUUGUGUGUAUACACACUUUCUGCUAUACUUUAUUCUGUUUCGCUCUUUAUCCCUGAAAGGAUGAUCUUCCAUCCAAAAUUAAACAGUGUAAAGAAGCCAAAGACAAUCUAAAACAAGUGAUGAGAAUAUAAUGCCUUGCUGAAAUGAAGCUCAACGAUUACUGAGGCGAACAAAACGUAGCAGGAUUCUGUUUUAACAGUGAGGAUUUCAAGGCCACUGUGUCGGUAUCUGGCAGCAUUCAUGCCAAUUACUGGUUAACUGUCUUCAAUAUAUUAUAAUUGGGCUUACGAA
Rosa rugosa (rugosa rose) is the source of this 1830-nucleotide messenger RNA. Its product is annotated as proline transporter 2-like. Gene Ontology annotation, cellular component: plasma membrane. The transcript is spliced from 8 exons. The coding region runs from base 71 to 1384 and encodes 437 amino acids. NCBI's taxonomy places the organism in Eukaryota, Viridiplantae, Streptophyta, Magnoliopsida, Rosales, Rosaceae. The record is from RefSeq and is a predicted model, not a curated record.